Molecule: messenger RNA, 3231 nt
Organism: Nanorana parkeri
Lineage: Eukaryota; Metazoa; Chordata; Amphibia; Anura; Dicroglossidae
Gene: LNPEP
Product: leucyl and cystinyl aminopeptidase
Exons: 18
Coding region: 44-3106 (1020 amino acids)
Biological process (GO): peptide catabolic process; proteolysis
Cellular component (GO): cytoplasm
Molecular function (GO): peptide binding; zinc ion binding; metalloaminopeptidase activity
Source: RefSeq, a predicted model, not a curated record
UAGUGACACCGAGUACCCGGAGAAGACCCAGCUCUGCCUGGACAUGGAGCCCGCAUCUAACGAUCGGACCCAGUUGCCCAGAAACAUGAUUGAAAACAGUAUGUUUGAGGAGGAACCAGAUGUGGUUGAUCUGGCUAAAGAGCCUAGUUUAAAUCCUCUGGAAUCUGACGAAGUAGAGUAUGAACCACGGAGCUCGCGAUUAUUAGUGCGUGGCUUGGGAGAGCACGAAUUAGACGAUGACGAAGAUGAUUAUGAAUCUUCAGCAAAGCUGCUGGGCAUGUCUUUUAUGAACAGGAGUUCUGGUCGGAGUAACCCUGGGAACUACAGACAGGUUCAGGAAGGACUAUGUCCUACACCUUCGGCAAGGACAGUGAUAGCGAGUGUCGCGGUUGUUGUCAUUUUAGUGUCCAUAGUGACGGUGGUUUACCUGCUUCCAAAGUGCACAUUUACCAAAGAUGGUUGCCAUAAGAAAAACCACUCAAUGGAACUGGUUUACCCUAUAGCUACUAAUGGAAAACUCUUCCCCUGGACGAAAAUCAGACUUCCAAGCUCCAUCAUACCACUGAAAUAUGACAUUUCUCUGAAUCCCAAUCUGACCACCAUGGAGUUUUCUGGUAGUGUUCAGAUUAAAAUGCAAAUUGUAGAGGACACCAAAACUGUUGUACUUCAUAGCUCAGGUCUGCAAAAUCUUGAGGCAAGUGUCAAUUUAACUGGAGGGUCCAUUCACAAGCUCAACGUUUUGGAAUAUCCAACAUUUGACAUGAUUGCGAUGGUUUUACCGGAAAAACUGUCAAAAGGAACGGAGUUCACUCUCAGUAUUGAUUAUUGUUCCAAUUUUUCCAGUUCUUAUUAUGGAUUUUAUAAAAUCUCCUAUGCGGAUGAAGUCGAUAGCACAAAAUGGCUCGCAGCAACACAGUUUGAGCCUCUCGCAGCAAGAAAAGCGUUUCCAUGCUUUGAUGAACCCGCAUUUAAAUCCACAUUCCAAGUGAGGAUCAAAAGAACCGAAGCGCAUAUUGCUCUAUCAAACAUGCCCAAGGCAAGCACAACAACACUUCCAAAUGGACUGUUUCUUGAUGAAUUUACUACCAGUGUGAAAAUGAGCACCUACCUUGUUGCUUUCAUCGUGUCUGACAUGAAGAAUUCAUCUAUCAAUGCAAAUGGAACCCUUGUAUCUGUCUAUACCGUACCACAUAAGGUCGACCAGGCACAGUAUGCUCUGAGUGCAGGCACAUCACUGCUGGAAUUUUAUACACAAUAUUUUGGAAUUAACUAUACACUCUCAAAAUUAGAUCUGGUAGCUAUUCCUGAUAUCCAGGCUGGGGCAAUGGAGAACUGGGGUCUCAUCACCUUCCGGGAGACCACCCUGCUUUACAAAGAAAACUCCUCUUCACUGAUGGAUAAACAACUCAUCACUUCGGUCAUUGCUCAUGAGUUGGCCCAUCAGUGGUUUGGGAACCUCGUCACCAUGGAAUGGUGGAGUGAUCUUUGGCUUAAUGAAGGAUUUGCAACUUUCAUGGAAUACUUUGCUCUGCAAUCAAAAUUCCCAGAACUGAAUGCAGACAAUAAAUUCUUAACUGCACGUUGUGUAGCCAUGGAUAAGGAUUCUUUGGAAACAUCUCAUCCCAUAUCUACUGAUGUACAGUCUUCAGAGCAAAUUGAGGAAAUAUUUGAUGACCUUUCUUACAUUAAGGGUGCUUCUAUUCUACUAAUGCUUAAAGCAUACCUCACUGAGGAUAAGUUCCAUGAGUGUAUCGUGCAAUAUUUAAAAGAACAUCAAUAUGGAUCAACAAAGAGUGAUGGUCUAUGGGACAGUAUGAACCUGGUCACUAAAUCCAAUCCAGAUGUGAAGAACAUGAUGAGGACCUGGACACAACAAGCUGGAUAUCCUCUGGUGAAGGUGGCGAGGAACGGGAAGGAAGUGUCAGUGAGUCAGGAACGAUUCAUACGAGCUGUAAAUCCAGCCAACGCCACUGGGAACUCCAGUACUCUAUGGCAUGUACCUCUAUCCUAUACAUAUGGCCCUUGUGAUGGGACUACUUGUGAAUCUGUCUACUUACUCCAUGAACCAGAGGGUAAAAUUGCCCUCCAAAGUGAGCCGUCCUGGCUGAAGUUCAAUGUGAAUAUGACUGGCUACUAUAUAGUGGAUUAUGGCCAGGAAGGUUGGAAAGCGCUUAUUGGACAACUGCAAAAGAAUCACACCUUUCUAACUGCCAGUGAUCGAGCCAACUUGAUCCAUGACAUAUUUGUCCUGUCUAGUGUAAAUCGGGUCCCACUAACGAUGGUGAUCGAUCACAUAGCAUAUCUUGUGAAUGAAAGGGAUAUUGCUCCAAUCAAACAGACAACUGUCCAAGUUUUUCACAUCCACGAUAUUCUAGCUAAACUGGGUGAGAUGAAUCUGGCGCUCCGAUUGAAGAAUCGUCUUGUGGACCUACUUGCACAUCUCAUAGGGGAGCAGACAUGGAGUGAUGAAGGAUCUUUGUCUGAGCAAGAGUUGAGAUCAUUACUUUUGGAAUUAUCUUGCUCCAUUAAACAGAAGAACUGCAUAGGAAAUGCAACUGAGCUGUUCAACCAUUGGAUGAAUGGAGCACAUCUUCCAACAGCUGUCAUGACCAUAGUAUUUAAAAUUGGUGCUCAAACAGAUGAAGGAUGGGAUUACCUCCUAAAAAUGUACAACCUGUCCUUAUAUGAGGCGGAAAAGAUGAAAAUACUGGAAGCUCUUGCAAGUACCGACCAUGGCAAAAAGUUACUUUGGUUGAUGGACAAUGGUCUUCAUGGACAUGUUAUAAGAUCACAGGAUUUUCCAAUUGUCAUUCACUUCAUUAGUAGGAAUAUCCCUGGAUUUCUGCUGGCUUGGAACUUCGUCAAGCAAAACUGGGAUGAAAUAACUCAGAAAUUUCCACCAGGAUCAUUCCCCAUACAGACCAUUGUCACCAUGACCACUUCACAGUUUGCCACAGAAGUAUAUUUAAAUGAGGUUGUCUCAUUCUUCAACUCUACAAAGACUACUAGCAGAGACAUGUGGUGUGUGAAGGAGGCCAUCGAAAGCAUCAAGCUGAACAUUCAGUGGGUUAACAGCAACCUCGACAGCCUCAAGAAGUGGUUGUAGAGAUCAGCCGGCAAAACUAGUUUCACCUUAAUGCUCAUGUGAACUAUUGCUUAAGCACAGAAAGACACAGGCAUUCUGCAAUGCUGUAUGGACUACAGGAAGCUUCUUGAUAGCUCAGGGCAAAA